Messenger RNA from Acanthoscelides obtectus, 749 nucleotides. The record is from the annotation of a GenBank genome assembly. Lineage: Eukaryota; Metazoa; Arthropoda; Insecta; Coleoptera; Chrysomelidae.
UAUGAACAUUAAUUGACGCACGAUACAGUAUUCAUAUUUUAUAAAGGAUGUUUAGUAUUUCACGUUAGAAUUUAACAUUUCUUGUUGUGCAUCUUGAUUAGAAAUAUGAGAAUCGUAUAUGACUUGCAGCUGGCUAUCCGGAAACAUAAGGAGUCAUAUGGUAUGAGAAGUGGUAUUAAUACAGAGGAGGACGCUCCGGUACUCAGUCGAGUUCGUGUUCUCAGACAAAUCGAUAAGAAACAACUUAACAAUGGAACGUUUAGUGCUAGUGAAAAUCCCGUGAACAUAUAACGAAAAACAUAUAGUGCCGACAAAUCUCAUGGGUAGGCACAUACACAGCUGUCCUCGCCAGUAUUCAGCCGCUGCCGAGAAGGUCAAUUGGCCAAAGUACAUUUCGGAGUAUCUGAGCAAUGAGGCGCCUACAAAAACCAACCCUACUGCUAUCGAGGACCACUGCAAGUAUGGAUUGAAAUAAUGUCCGUUAGAUAAAUCCCACUGGGUGAAGCCAACGUCAAUGGCAAAUCGCUUGCUGACCAAAACUAGAUGGAGCGACCCACGGGUCGAACCUGCCAUCCUGCAAGUAUGGCAGGGGGCAGUACUAGAGCAAACUGAGGAAAACUGGGACGAUGAUAACUAUGAGACCUACCAACCUCAGCUGCUUGGCCGACCCAUAUUAAAAAAUAUUCCACUGUUUCUGUCAAGAAACGAAAGAAAACAGUGAAGGGACAGUAAAGUGGGUAGAUUCAGAG